Messenger RNA from Oryzias melastigma (Indian medaka), 11010 nucleotides. RefSeq names its product pregnancy-associated plasma protein A, pappalysin 1a (gene pappaa). Lineage: Eukaryota; Metazoa; Chordata; Actinopteri; Beloniformes; Adrianichthyidae. Gene Ontology annotation, molecular function: protein binding; metallopeptidase activity. The record is from RefSeq and is a predicted model, not a curated record. The transcript is spliced from 22 exons. The coding region runs from base 1216 to 6180 and encodes 1654 amino acids.
UUUUCUUAAGUUUCUUGUUGUUAUAUAUUGUUGGUUCAAUUUAUUUUUAAUUCAAGUUUUAAACAAUAUUUUAUUGUACUUCUUCUUGUGCUUUGUUACGCAAAAACUUCUGCAUAAAUGUGUGCAUGAAUUUAUGAUUUUUUCCCCUCCUAACCUGGAGGAUGUGUUGGUUCAUUCCUCCAGACUGCAUGCCUCUGAUCCUGCAUUGUGGGACUCGUGCAUGUGUUGGAUUGUUUAAACUGUAACCGCUAGAGGGAUACAUCUACGCCCUCUAAACUCCCGUAAACACCAUCCUAUCAGUGUGUGCCUCCGAGAGAAUUACCGUCAGUGAGAGUUGCCUACCUGUGACUUCCCACUGUGAAAAAAAAAGAGCUGAAAAAGAAAAAAACACACACAGAGAGAGGCUCAGAACAUUUGAAAACAUGACUUGUUCUUUAAAGGACUUUUAGCUGCCUCCUGAGUGACGACGAGCUCCGACUCCUCCAAGUGCGUAAAGGCUCUCUGUUCCAGGCAAUCAAUGAGGACCGCGACUUCUGGAGCUCCCUGUCCCUCUGUCUCUCUUGCGCCUUUCCAGACAUCCCAGUCCAUUUCAACUUUUUUGCACACAGACUGAAGGAAGUUUUGUUGUUUGUUUGUUUUGGAUUUCAUUUGGAACACAUUUUUUUUUCUUUUCUGUAAUAAAUAUGAGUGACCGGUUUGCUGUCACUUUUCUUUGGGAUUCCACAGUCUGUGUGCCAUUUCUAAUGCUUUUCCACGGGUAGGAUAUAAAAAAGGAGGUGUAACGAGAGCUUUGGUGGACAACUGUGGAUUUUCUGCGGGUUACUCGUCCAAAGAGGAUGAGGGGGGCAUCGGCCGGACCCCCCUCUUGAUUGAUUACUUAUUAGUCAUCCCUUUGGCUAAAUGGGACCCAUUGAAAAGGCACCGUGGAACACAUAACAUGAAUGAAAUAUUCCCGUGUCCCAUGAAUGUCUCCAGAGUAGUUUUGCUUAAGAGAGGGGGUCGUGGCUUAGCAUUAUAAAGAGGGAAAACAGCGUAGCUUUAUGGGUUUAUUUAGACAGUUUAUACGCUUUGGUUUGUAAAAAGAAAAAAAGAAAAAAAAAGAACUCAAGAGGAUCCCAAAAGAGAGGAACACUGGACAUUUUUUGUUACUUAUUCGUUUCUUUUAUUUUUCUUCCCCUCUUAUUUUUUAUUUUUCCCCUCAUCAUUUGCCAAAAAAUGAAACUUUGGCCAUCACCCUGGGUGUCUUGCCUUGUGAUUCUCAUCUUGUGCUUUGGAUCAGAGUGCGGGACAGUCCGGAGAAAGGGAAGAUCCAAGAGGGAGUUGGUGCGCAUCAGGGAGGCGAGAGCCGUCAUCCCAGGGGCUUGUGCCACUCGUCUGCCCCGGGGCAAACGCUCCUUGGCCGGCUUGGAGCGGCGGGUGCCCCGCCAGCACCGGCGCUCGUCACACGCGGAGGAGAACUCUCCAGACCGCGGGAAAGCGGUCUAUUUCACCGGCAGGGGAGAUCAGUUACGGCUCAAGCCCGGCGUGGAGAUCCCCAGAGGAAAUUUCACUCUGGAGAUGUGGAUCAAACCAGAGGGAGGUCAACGAUCACCCACGGUGAUCGCAGGCCUGUACGACAAAUGCUUCUAUGCUUCCUGUGACCGAGGCUGGCUGCUUGGCAUCCAGGCCGUUAGUGAACAAGGAAACCGUGACCCUCGCUUCUUCUUUUCUCUCAAAACUGACCGUGCCCACAAAGCAACCACCAUCCACUCCAAUGUCCGUUACACGCCCAACCAAUGGGCGCAUUUGGCGAUCACGUACGAUGGUGUCUACAUGAAGCUCUUCGUCAACGGAGCCCAAGUUGCUCUCAGUCGGGAGCAGUCAGGAGACGUCUUCAGUCAUUUGACUAAAAAGUGCAAAGUUCUGAUGAUCGGUGGCAAUGCACUGAAUCACAAUUACAGGGGUGCAGUGGAGAGGGUGGGUCUGUGGAGGCAGGCGCGAGGUCAGAGAGAUAUCAUCAGGGACAUGCAGGGCCGCGAGAGCCCCGAAGAUCUACCUCAGCUUGUCAUCCGCGAAACGUUUGAGCACCCUGGGCGCAAGUGGCUUACAGUAAAAGACGGUAGUUUCCCUCAACCUGAGACAGAAUUGGGCGGACGACAAGGCUUUCUGGUUGGUGACAGAGUUGGAAAUGCUGAAGGAAUUCUGGACACAACGUUGGAGCCUCCGAGUUGUGGCCAAACUGUGUGCGACAACGUUGAAGUCAUUAAACAUUACAACCAUCUGUGGACGUUCCGCCGGCCAAAGAAAGUGAGAUAUCGUGUCAUUAAUAUCUGGGACGAUGCAAGAAAAAGGCCAACUGUAUCAGACCACCAGAUAAUUCUGCAACACCAGCAUCUCAAUGAAGCGUUUAACCUCUACAAUAUUACCUGGGAGCUCAGCAUUCAUAAUGUGACCAACUCCUCCCUGCGGAACCGCUUGAUACUCGCCAACUGUGAUAUCAGCAAAGUUGGCGAUGAUCAGUGUGAUCCAGAAUGCAACCAUCCCCUGACAGGAUUUGAUUCCGGUGACUGCAUGUCUGGCCACUGGAGCCGCUGCCCUGAAAGCAAGCAGGGCAACGGCAUAUGUGACCCAGAAUGCAACUGGGAGAACUUCUUCUACGACCUCGGUGAUUGCUGUAACCCCAAUGUGACAGAUGUGACCAAGACCUGCUUCAACCGCUCCUCUCCACACAGAGCCUAUCUGGAUGUAAAGGAGCUCAAAGAAAUUCUCCAGUUGGAUGGUUCAACUCACCUGAAUGUUUUCUUUGGCAAUUCUUCUGAUGAAGACUUGGCGGGAGUCGCCACUUGGCCCUGGGACAAAGAAGCUCUCACACAUUUGGGUGGAAUCGUGCUGAAUCCUUCUUUCUACGGAACGUUUGGUCACACGGACACCAUGGUCCAUGAGAUCGGGCAUAGCCUUGGUCUGUACCAUGUGUUUCGGGGCAUUUCAGAGAUCGAUUCUUGCAAUGAUGCAUGUUUGGAAACUGAGCCAUCAAUGGAAACGGGAGACCUGUGUGCUGACACCAACCCCACCACCAAAUACAAAGGCUGCGGGGAUCCUGACCCGGGGAAUGAGACUUGUGGUUGUCGUCAUUUCACACAUACGCCAUUUAAUAACUACAUGAGUUAUGCAGAUGAUUCUUGCACAGACUCUUUCACAUUGAACCAGGUGGCCAGGAUGCACUGCUACCUAGAUCUGAUCUACCAGACGUGGCAACCUGCUGCCAGACCCCCUCCAGUACCGAUGCCACCCCAAGUAGUUCAGCAGCACCACAACUCCAUCACCCUGGAAUGGUUUCCACCACUUUCUGGACACUUUUACGACAGAGAAUUGGGAUCAGUGUGUGAUAAAUGUACUGAGGGGAGAGUUCUACUGCAGUACGCCUCAAACUCGUCUUCUCCAAGACCAUGCUCCCCUUCUGGACACUGGUCCCCCCGAGAGGCUGAAGGCCCUCCAGAUGUGGAGCAGGCAUGUGAGCCAAGCGUGCGCACGUGGAGCCCCAAUGGAGGGAAUGAGCAAAGUGUUGUUGGCCCGUCAGAGUGCCCCGUCCAGGGCUGCAUGCUCCAGUUGGAGUUCCUCUACCCUUUGGUACCCGACUCUCUGACCGUGUGGGUCACUUUCUUCAGUCCCGAGGAAACAACGUUGCCGGCAAUCCACAACAUCUUGCUAUUGACUGUCAGCGGGAGAAACAUCUCGUUGGGCCCCAGCAAUGUUUUCUGUGACACUCCACUAACACUGAAGCUGGAUGUUCAAGAGGAGGUGUACGGGGUACAGUUCUACACAAUGGAGCAAAACCUGGAGAUCGAUGCCACUCUCCUGGCGUCAAAGCGAGACUGCAAACUCUGCAGGCAUUGCAAACUGCUACGCUAUCGCCUGCUGCGGCAUCCGGCCUUCACCCAUGCACCACGUGGCCUGAUACUGAACGAACCCAUCCGCCGAUACACAGACAGGGAUGUGGUCCCACACAUUGCAUAUAAGUACCAGAUCCAAACAGUCUCCAGCUGGGGUGAGAGCGAGCCCUCUCCACCUCUAGUGCACGAACUUGGGGCACCCUACUGUGGGGACGGACAUGUUCAAAGCUCCAGAGGAGAGGAGUGUGACGAUAUGAACUUGAUGAAUGGAGAUGGUUGUUCCAGUCAGUGCAAAAAGGAGCCCUUCUUCAACUGCGUUGAGGAGCCAAGCAUGUGUUACUACUACGAUGGGGACGGGGUGUGCGAGGACUUUGAACGCGAGACAGGUGUGAGAGACUGUGGCCUGUACACACCCAGCGGUUUCUUGGAUCAGUGGGCUUCCUCAGUUGAUGUUUCCCAUGAAGCAAAGCCCUACUGCUCCGGCGAGGUGGCCAGUGGGUAUCCCGCUGUUACUAAGACAUGCCAGUCCAAAGUCUUUGACCUGUCUGAUGGAGUGUCCCAGUAUGCAUGGUUCCCUUGUGAACAGGCCGACCCAGGAUGGGGUUAUUCUACCUAUUGGUUAAAGGCCUAUUUUUCUCAUCCCAUGGUGGCAGCAGCAGUAAUUAUCCAUUUGGCAGCUGACGGAACCGCCCUGACUGAUCAGACCCAGUGCAAUAUCACUGUUCAGUUAGUAGACACUAAGGAGGGGAUCCAUAAUCUAGGUGAGUGGCGUCUGAGCUGCCGCACAAACCCUUUGGUGAUCCCCGUGAGCCAUGACCUGUCAGUGGCCUUUUACCACACCAAGGCUAUCCUGGUCAUGUUUUCCUCUCGCCUUGUGGCUAUCUCUGGCGUAGGCCUGCGAUCCUUUCAGUCCUUUGAUCCCAUCACAAUAAGUGGGUGCCAGAGUAAUGAGAUCUACAACCCCACAGGACAGAGUUGCGUACAUUAUUCGUGCGAAGCCAUUGACUGCCAGGAACCAUUAAUCCGCAAUGCAGAGCUAAAGUGCAGUAGCCCCGGCCGCCACUUCAACAACGGAGACCGCUGUACCAUCUCCUGCGACUCUGGAUACGUCCUGCAAGUCCACCAGGAUGACGACAUCGUCAAGAGCCAGUCGGAUUCUUCAGUGACUAUAACCUGUGCGAAUGGGAAGUGGAACAAGCAGGUGUCGUGUGAGCCUGUGGACUGCGGUCUGCCAGACAAAUACCACGUGUAUCCUGCCCAUUUUAGCUUCCCAGAGGGCACUACCUACGGAAAGAAGAGCACUUUUCAGUGUCGAGAACCUGCACAGCUUCUAGGCACAAACAACACUCUAACCUGCCUAGAGGAUGGUUUGUGGUCCUUUCCAGAAGCUCUCUGUGAGCUUCGGUGCCCUGCCCCUCCUCCUGUGCCUAAUGCGGUGCUGCAGACAAAGCGUUGCAAUGACACAGGCCUUAAAGUUGGCACUCUUUGCAAGUACAAGUGCAAGCCAGGCUAUCAUGUCGUCAAAAAACCCAAGAGACGUGCAUUUAAGCGUCAGUGCACCGAAGAUGGCAGCUGGCUGGAGGGAGCAUGUGAACCGGUGACCUGUGAUCCUCCACCGGCCAUUUUCCACGGCUCUUAUUACUGCACUGACGGCUUCCGCUUUGACAGCGUCUGCCGACUGAAUUGCUCUAAUCCUGCGGGUAAUACUGCUAUCGCGGCUAAAGGAGGCUCCGCCCAUACGGUGAGGCUGCUGCACGCUCAAUGCAAGCAGGGUGGAGGGUCCAACGCGAUCCGCUGUAGGAAGGAUGGCAACUGGACAGGGUCAUUCCGACUGUGUCCUAACAGCAGGGGCCAGUGCUCUUUACCUCAGAACCUCCAUCAUAGUCUGCAGUACACAUGCAAGCGGGGACACAAUAUAGGGGAGGAGUGCGAGCUGACAUGCAGGGAGGCUAACAAUGCAGUGGUGAUUCUCCCAAGCAACAUGACGGCUGAGAGUGUCCUGAAAGAGCACUGGAGGGACCCGCAGAAAGUAAAAAGUAUAAUUUGUACAAUGGGCAGGAAAUGGUAUCCACCUCCAGAGCUGCUCCAUUGCAUCAAAGGAUGUGAGCCUUUCAAAGGAGACAACUACUGUGAUCCUGUCAACAACAGAGCCUUCUGCAGCUAUGAUGGAGGAGACUGCUGCCAAUCCACUGUCAAGACCAAGAAGGUGAUUCCAUUUCCGAUGUCCUGUGACAUACGGAACGAGUGCUCCUGUCGGGAUCCCAACGCGAUGGAGAACCGGAAAGAGGAGAAUGUCCACUCUCUGGGUUGAUCAGCCUGAGUUGGGACCUCCGUUCAUCAUCCCAGGACCCCGACGCCCCAACACAACAGAGUGGUCAAAGCAGAACCCCCUCCCUUCCCCUCAUAGUCCAUUUGGCCGCCAGCAUCCUGCACACGCUGCUUCAAUGGCUUACCUCUCCAUCCAUACUGCAACUCCAGUCCUCUGAAAAGCUUCCACAAAAAAAAAAUCAUUUUGAGAAGAGGAUGUAACUCAUAAGACUCCACAGAAAAACAUUGUUUUCAGCUAGAAGGAAAGUAGCCCCUGCAGCACUGUUGUUUAACCACAUACAGACAUGAAAGAAAAAAAAAAAAGAUAUAUAACAUGAAACAGACAUUUUGGAACUCUGAAAAACAAACAAAAAAAAUGUAACCAAGCCUAGAUAGUUUCCCUUUUGUCAAGUUUUGUGCCAGCUUUAGUGUCUGCUUUAGUUACCUCACUCUACAGUCACAUGACUGAACCAAAGGUCAAUUCCAAACAUGCAAGGUGGGUUUGAGAGGACGCAGGUGCUGCAUUUUGAAAAAAAAAAUAUGAAGGAAAAAAUGUUCAUUUUUACACGUUGAAGGCAAGUUCAGCACCUUUUUCGGAGAAGCUGGGAUAUUGUUUAUACAUUUUUUUAAAUAGACAAUAGAAAUGGUAUAUCCUCUUAAUGAUGUGUGUUUAUUGAAAUGGGUGUCAGAGGUUAUUAAGUAGCUCGGAUGGGAAUGAGACAGCCAUAUUGGUCAUUUUUUUUUAACGUUGCAGAAUCAAUUCAAGAAGCCGAACGGAAAUUCCCAGAAAAACAAGCAUUAAAAAAAAUAAUAAUAAUGAAUCCCAAGAAAAAUUGUUUUGGAAUUUUAUACAUAGAGAAAUUUUUUUUUUCCUGUUUUUCACAUUUCAGAUUUAAAAAAGGUCACUUUGGGCAGCUUAGACAACAGCAGAUUUAAAAAUAUAUAUUUGUUUUGGACAUAUAAAUGGAUCCAGACUUAAUUUGGAACUUCCUUCCUUUUAUCCACUUACUACGCUCCUCAGCUACCCCAAAAAAAAAAAUAAAAAUACAAAAAGGAUAUUAUCUGCCACCUAAUUUAGGGUUUGGGUGCCUUCGAUGUUAGGGAAAACGUCUUCAUCAUUUCACCAGAUUUUUUUUUUUGUCAUAAUCAAGUUUUAAACUGAAAAAAGGCACCACAGUCCUGUUCAGAAUGUAGCUUUUUAGCCCUCAGAAUGUUCCGUGAAAAUGGUUGUAUUUGACAAAAAGUGGAGGUGUGCGAAAAAACAACAGAAAAAAGGACAUUUGGAUGUAUAGCUCAUCACAGGUAUUGCAGUCCUGAUGCGACCCGAGGUUUAUAAAACUUUCUAGUUUGCUUCAACACAAAGUGGACUUCAAACGGUGUUUUUCUGCACCUCGUCUUGUCCCCAUAACCUACCAAGCUGCUAUAGUAGAUGUUACGGUUCACAUGCGUUCUCACCGUGCACGUUCGAUUACAAAGGCUGCAUGUUUGGUCCACAGCUUGCUGCUCCAGGUUGACUCUGGUUUAUUAUUAUUAUUAUUCAUCUGCUGCAACAAUCCAAACACAUCUUUUAUAUUAUUCAAUUGUCCCUGCAAGGCAAAUAUUGUGAAAAGGAAAUUCAAAAAAGGGGAAUUUUCUUUAUUAUAAUUAUUAUUAUUAUUUUAUUCCACCAAAAGUACAACUUUUUUGUCAUUUCUUGGAAAAAAUAUUGAAUCAGUGUUUGCAUUUUUGAACCUCAGUUGCUGCACUUUUGUAGUUGUGAUGUGAGAAGAAAAGGUUUAUGUCUCAAAAGUAUUUCAAAGCUGCUAUUUGUUUCAUAUGGUGAUGUAAAGCAAACUAUUUGAUAUUUAGUCAUUUUUUCCCCUUAAUUCCCCUUUUAAAUUCAAACUCAUUUUUAUCAGUAAUGUAAAAAUAAUGAGGUUUCCACUCCACGUAUUUAUUCAUAUGUGAAGUAUAACAUUUACACCCUAAACAUUUUUGAAUCUACCUUUAUUUAAACAAUAACAUAUCAAUUUUUAAAAAAUGUAUUGAUAGGAAAACAGUGUUUUUGUUUUAUUUAAAUGUGAGCAAUAAUAAUAUUUACAAGUCUUAAUCAAUUUAAAUGAUUGCAAGUUCCUUCUUUUGAUUGACUUUUGGAACUUUUAUGAAAUAUUUGCAUUGGUGUCGUCCUCAAAGAUCACGUGGAAUAUUUUAUAUGGAUAUAACCCUGCCAAAGAUGACUUAAGUUGAUGUUAUUUGCUUAAUUGCAUCCCAAAUACGUCAAAGUCAGAAAUUUCCCUCAAGGGAAAUAAAUGCCUGCUAUAGGACACUAAAUUGUGGGGUAAUUGGGAAUUACCUGCAUCUAAAUUACUCUUCUCCUGACCUUUGACCUUUGUUAAACACUCCAUGAGUUUGCCUAAACACCGAUUUGACUUUUCACAAAAGGCUGACUUUCAUCAAACACUCAUUAUAAGAUUACUUUCUUUAACUACUCGCAUCUUCUUCUGCAAAAAUAAGCAUCCAAACCGAGCUAAUCGCCAACUCAAAAAAUCUUCAGUUCCCCGAAAGGACACAAUAAAACAAAAAAAAAGAUUCCUCGUCGGAUGUGGUUGUCACCUUAGUCAUCACCGGAUCCCUUGCUGUACCUCAUGCCUGUAAUUUUUGCUGCUUACAUGUCAUUUUUUUUAUUUUAUUGAGUCACAUAACAAAGGUGUAAAUAGUGGAAUUAUUUAUUAAGAGUGUUAUACUUUAAGUUAUAUUUAAUGUCCAUGUAAGUUAUUUUCUUCUGUUAGUCUCGUAUAGUCUCGUCUCCGCUGGUUCACAGUUGAGGCUCCUCUGGUCAUCCCGUGCAGAUGGACAGCGCUUGGAGAAAAAAAAGACAAAAAAAAGUAUUGGUUGGACAUUUUAUCUAUAUAUCUUUUUUUUUUUAAUCAGAAAUGUUUUUUUUUUUUUCUCGCACAUAUUAGUCAUGCAAGAAUUCAUUGAAAGAGUACCAAAUAUGUAGUGCUUGAAUACUUACAUGCAUAGAACUGCAAAUAAUAUUUUCAAAAUAAAAUGUACAAUUUGUGGAUUUAAUGUACAGCAGAGAGAAAGGAAAAGGGGUUAAAAACAAUGGAGAAAAAAAAAAAAGCAGUGUUGGAGGUGGGAUGGCAGCUGAUGCAAAUGUUCUUGGGUGGGGCAGAUGUAGAGGUGGUGGGGUAGCAAGUGAAGUUAGGGAUGGGUGGGCUACUUUUCCUGGCUUGUGUAGCUGUUUGUCCAGCUGUGGAAGUGUGUACUCACAGAGGCUGCUGCUGCUCCUGGACUGGGGAGGGGGGCAGCUGAAUGGUAGCUGAGGCCAGUGAGUCAGAGUUUCCCCCCUGAGGGUGGCAGCCAUCCCUCCUUGGGACUCCCACCUCCUCCCUUCUCCUCGACACACUGCCUCAUCUGUCACUGUCGGGUAUGCCUGCCGCCUGCGCGAGGCGACUGGAAUCAGUCUGGCCUCGUGGAAGCGGGAGAGGAUAUUUCCCCAGCUUUUAGGGCCUUCUUACCUGCUCGUCCUGUCCCGUUGUGUCUUUAUUUUUUUCUUUGUAAACUGACUUGGAUACCUCUACAUGUUUACCACCAAAAGAUACUUCUUGCGCAAAAAUGGCAGAAAGUUGCAGUCUACAGUGAGCAUUUUUUGGGAGAGUAAGGAAGGAGUUGUACUAUGUUUCAUUCACAGAAUUUUGUGAAAAAAACUGAUGUGCCAUUCUGUUGUGAGACAUUUCCUUUAUGUGCCGUAACACAUAAAGUACCUCUUAUAGGCCUCUGGUUAUAGAAUGGUCCUAUCAUGUCUGUUUCUUAACCCACCGGUCAAUAAUAAUAAUAAUAAUAAUAAUAAAAAAAGGCAAACUGUAGUGUUUUUACUAUAAGUGAGGAGGCAAAAAAACAAAACAAAAAAAAGUAUUUGCAUAUUACAUGGAUAUAUAUAGUGGUAUUAUUGCAUCGUUUCGUAACCAACCGCUCUACAAAUAUAUUUUAAGAUGUAAAUAAUAAUAUUUCAUGAUGAUUGUAUUUGCAAACCAUGUACUAACUGUUUGGCCGUGGCUCUCGGACUGAUUUUUAUCAUAACUAUUAUACAAAUAAAUUAACAGUGAAAUGUUGUGCAUUGUGUCAAAGUAUCACCUGCAAGACGAAAAAAAGAAAAAAAAAAAUCUGUGAUGCUUUACUCUACACCACUUUGUUGUCAGCAAUUAUUUGUUCCAAAUGGCUUUAGUGCAAGCACUGUUGUCAGCUGUCUAAACCAUGAUUUUAUCCAUUGAGUCAUAUAUUAUUUAUUUGUUGUCAAGAUUGGUCAAAUCAGAAAGGUCAUCUCUGGGCCUUGGGAGUGCGUUGAAAUGGAUCUUUACAAUCGAACUUGACUGGUAUUUGUUCUGCAUUGAGAAGGUCAAUUUCAAAAUCUGGUCCGAGUUGACCGCCAUCAAAAAAAAAAAAAAAAAAAGAAAAAACAGCUUUGUUUUCCUUGCUCUGUUCUGUGUAUUGUUCUGUAUUAUCCAUCCAUGUUUGUGUUUGCUGGGAAUUUCACCAACACUGUAAAAGGUAGCCAUCAGACUUACGUAGCUGCCCCCCCUGAUAAUCGCCUACUCUCUCUUUGGUUCUAAUGCAGUAUGCACUUUUUCAGGCACAUAUACAGCAGUUCGGACGUUUGUGUUUCAGCCCGUGUUUCUCUCUGUUUCCACAGUUCUAGCUAUAUAUCUAUUUUUUUGGUGCUCUGAAACAUAGCAAAUCAUGUCUGAUGUGUAUUAUAUUUUCAUAAGAAUGAGUCAUAAAGAUGAGUAUCAUGUUCAUUUUGCUGUCAUUUAUUGUGUAAAAAUAAAACACUGGUUAAAGUGAGCAUAAA